AUGGACAUCAAUUCGCUUCUUUCGCCGGACUCGAAUCCCAAGUCUGGGAACUCCACAACCGUCCCUGGUCAUACGUCGAACAAUGCACCGGUCACCUCUGCAGGGCCAUCCCCCCACAAAGCUAUCGAGAGAGCUCGGACUGGCUCCAGACGAAAGGGCAAGACAUCUUCGCCUCUUGCACAGCAGGUGUACGUUUCUACCAGAGAAUCUUCGCCAGGACCCAGCGGAGGAAAUGGGACUUCUCCGACUGAAGUAACCUCAAGACAACCUUCCACGCCCGGAAUGGACACUUUGGCGGAUCUCGCCUCGAUGCAGCACCACCAACCGCAACGUCCAAAGCCAACAAGCAUGCUCCGGAGUACUGAAUCCUACGAGCACCAGUUAUCCCCAUCUACUAUUCACCCACACGUCAACUCUGUCACUCACAACACCCCAACCUCUCGGAUGUCGUUUGAGAUCGCCAUGUCAGAUGGGCGCGACGGCCCCGCGAAUAGAACCUAUGCCGCGACUUCGCUCGACCCGGAUGCGCAACGAUUGGCGACCGAACUUUUUCAACAGAUCUCGGUCAACCCCCACACGCAUGACGCGCACGUGCGAUUUAUCGGAUUGCUGCAUGCAGGAUUUGUCAACCAUGUCUACCCACCGAAUAACCCAGAUGUCCACGGUGACCCGCGACGCUAUGACCUACUCAACGAUUUGCAAACGGCGCGUGAAGAAAUGGACAAACUUUUUGCCAUGGGAGAAGAUCUUUGGGCUGAAUGGAUUCAGGACGAGAGUAUGUUAGCUCAAGAUGUCGACGGGCGCAUUGCUGUUUUAGAGCUCUGCCAGCGAUCUGUCGAAGAGGAGUUUGGCAGUACAAAGUUAUGGAAUAUCUACGGCGAAUGGGUGCUUUAUCUUUACAAUUCUGCUCAUGGCGAAGCCAGUUCUCAAUGGACCGAAGAGGAUCGCAUGGUGGGGCGUGAGGUGUUCACAUGGGACUCGGUCGUGGAGGUGUGGCAGCGCGGUGCAGACGCUACAAAAUGGAGAAUCAACAACAGCCACUUGGUCUGGGAUCGCCUCUUAGACCUCUAUGCUCAGGACAUUGCUCGCGCACCUUCCCAGGAAAAGAUCAACCAUCUCCAUGGACUUUAUGGCCAUCGUCUGCAAACCCCCCACGCCACCUGGGACCAGACGUUCCAGAAGUUUUCAAGUUUCAUUUCAACUUAUUUUAACAGCAAGUAUGAGGACAUCAUGUCUGAAACUGUCGCCCGCGCAGCUGAGCCAAAGGCUCUCUACAACGCACGGGAGGACUUUGAACACCGCCUGGCUAAAGCGCAAGAGUCUGGCGAUCGUAGUCUCGAAUGGACAGCUUACUCCGAGUAUAUUGAUUGGGAAUUGACGCGCAAUCGCCGAAAACGAGGAGAUUUCAGCUUCGACUUGGUGAAUGCCAUCUACCAGCGCGCCGUUCUUCACUUCCCAACCGAUGUUUCGCUUUGGGAAGACUAUGUCAUGUUUCUGAUCGGCGAAUCUCUUCAUCGCCGCGCCUCUACCACGACAAUCUCAACCCUAGACCGUGCCACACGUCAUUGUCCAUGGUCUGGAAACCUGUGGUCCCAAUAUCUUCUGAGCUCGGAAAGAGAGAGCCAGUCGUUCAACAAGAUUGCGAGUAUCAAGCACAAAGCGACUAGCACUGGACUGCUUGAUGCCGGUGGUUUGGAGGAAGUCUUGAAGGUUCAUGUCACCUGGUGCAGUUACCUUCGUCGACGCGCCUUUCUAUCUGACUCAACCGACGAAGAUCUUGAUGUCGCGGAAGUUGGAAUUCGCUCAGCAAUUGAGAGCGUGCAAGAACUGGGCGAAAAGAAGUACGGCCCAGCGUAUCAGGGCGAUCCUCUCUUCCGUCUGGAACGAAUUUACAUCCGUUUCCUCAGCGAAAGCGGCAGCUGGGAUAGCGCACGAGAGACUUUCAAGGGCUUAGUGGCUCGCCGUGGUAGUAGCUAUGACUUCUGGCUCGCCUACUACGAAUGGGAGUUGAUUUGCUGGAGCAAAUUUGUGCAGGGCGAGGCAACAGUCGACGCUGCACGCCGAACUCCCAACCCGAGCUUUGCUACUGCUGUGCUCAAACAAGCGAUCAAGAGAACAGAUCUGGACUGGCCUGAGAAGAUCGUCCAGACAUACAUUACACAUUGCGAGGACUAUGAAGACUCAGAUGAGCUUCAGCUGGCCGUGAUUGAGACCCGGAAAGCAAUGCGAGCUGUCACUGUCCGGAAAGAGAGGGAAGCGCGAGAGGCAGCUGCAGCACAACAGCAACAGCAGUGGGAGGCCGCAGCGAAGGCAGUCCCUUCACCUGAAAAGAGAAAACGUGAAGACGUAAAGGACGAGAUGCCGGAAACCAAAAAGGUCCGCACUGAGGAGGCACUGGCGGAGGUUCCCGCUCCUCCUCCACGGGACCGAGAGAAUGCGACUGUUAUCGUCACGAACUUGCCUAAAGGUGCCACUGAGCGUCAGGUUCGCCAAUUCUUCCGUCAUAUCGGUACCAUCAACUCUUUCAAAAUGCUCCGUCGAGACGAGAAAAACUCCGAAGUUGCGGUCAUCGAAUUCGAAACCAAGGAAGACGCCCUUGCUGCUCUCACUCGCGACCAAAAGCACUUCAAAGACACUGAUAAUGUCGUCGACGUGCAAAUUGGGUCACAAACAACACUUUGGAUCACCAAUUACCCGCCGACUGCGGACGAGGACUACCUCCGCAACCUCUUCAGCAAGGCAAGUUCUUCACCCUAG
Molecule: messenger RNA, 2757 nt
Organism: Penicillium digitatum Pd1
Lineage: Eukaryota; Fungi; Ascomycota; Eurotiomycetes; Eurotiales; Aspergillaceae
Product: U6 snRNP complex subunit PRP24
Biological process (GO): RNA processing
Molecular function (GO): protein binding; mRNA binding
Source: RefSeq, a predicted model, not a curated record